Messenger RNA from Engraulis encrasicolus (European anchovy), 2532 nucleotides. RefSeq lists its product as uncharacterized. The transcript is spliced from 2 exons. Lineage: Eukaryota; Metazoa; Chordata; Actinopteri; Clupeiformes; Engraulidae. The record is from RefSeq and is a predicted model, not a curated record. Bases 805 to 1779 code for a protein of 324 amino acids.
UCUUCAAACCAAAUCAUAUCUCAAAUGUAUUUAUACAUACUAUAUCUAGUUGACUCAAAGUGCUUUGGUGCCCUUGUCCUUGUGUUUGUCCUCACAUUUGCCUGGAGUUCACAUAAUAUUGUAAAUCCUCCUGGAUUUCACUUGUGCUUUAGCAUCUUUAUUACCUCCUUUGUUCAUUGUACAAAAAAGUCAAUAUAUGUUCAUUUGUGCAACACUAAAGUUUUGAUUACACCUUCAACAUUUUUUACUCAGACAAUUCAUAACUGGGCUUACAGUGUGUUUGUAGAAAUAUAAACAUUACAAUACUUUGCAUUCUGCAGGAAAUCUGGCCUACUGCCAAUGGCCGUACCCUGGCUAGUAGACUGUCCCAACCCCCCUAAAUCUCAAGACACAGUUCGUCCACCACCCCGAAAACGGGUCGCACUUGAAAUUGAGACAACAGACUCAGAGAUCCUGGAUAGUAAGUGAUUUAAUGGCAAAUGGUGGUAACAGAUACAUUCUGAGUGUUGAACACUGCAUAGGUAGUAGUCUGUGCAUAAGUCUGUUGUUACAGUUGUCACAUUUCUUUUUAGGCACUGAUGUACUGGCCAGUGUCAGCAAUGACAACACAGUGGAAAAACUGAAAAGAAAAAUUGGCUGCUACAAAUCAAAGCUGUCAAGGCUAAAGAAAAAGACACCAUCUAUCAGCAAACAAACAUUAAAGAGGGAAAUUUCCAAAGUAUUGCCAAAACAAGCCGCACAAUUUGUCAACGAGCAAAUUGAUAAUGCCAAAAAAAACCAAGGGCCAUUCGGUGGAGCAACUUCAUGAAAAGUUGGGCGUUACAGGUUAAGGGUACAGGGCCAAAAGCCUACCGAACCAUGAGGAGAAUUUUCAAGCUCCCUACAGCCAGGACCCUUUCAAAUAUCUUGCAGAGAGUAGACAUCGGGCCGGGAUGGCAUGAACCUGUGCUGUAUGCACUUAAACAUCAAGUGCAGCAUAUGGAAGAGCGAGAUAGGCACGUUGCCAUCACAUUUGAUGAAAUUACAUUGAAAUGUAGCCUAAAUUAUAACAUCUCGAAAGAUGAAGUAGAAGGGUAUGACGAAGGGGGAAGACCAGCCAACCAUGCAGGGGUUUUCAUGAUCCGUAGUCUAACUGGGAAAUGGAAACAACCCAUAGGGUACUUCUUGUCAUCUGGGACCAUGAAGCAUGGGGUCUUAAAAACCAAAAUCAUGGAGGCGGUGGAAAAGGUGCUUGACACUGGCUUCACUCCCAUGGUGCUGGUAAUGGACCAAGGCAGCAACAACCUGGCAGCCUGUAGAAACCUGGGUAUAACAGAAGAAAAACCGUACUUCUUUGUCAAAAGCCAGAAGAUUCAUUUUUUAUUCGACCCCCCCCAUUUAAUGAAAAACAUCAGAAACAAUUUGCGAAAAUAUGGAUUUUACAUAGGGGACAAAUUGGCAGAAUGGGGAGACAUCACUGAAAUGUUUAAAAUUGAUUCACAAAGACAACACCGAAUGGCACCCAAGUUAACCCAACGGCAUCUGUCCCUCACUGCCUUUUCAACAAUGAGUGUGCCUCUCGCCACUCAGGUUCUUAGUCAUUCUGUUGCGGCUGCACUGCUCACCAUGGCAGACAUGGGGAAGCUAAGAGAGGGGGCAAAAACGACGGCAGAUUUUGUAGCCCACUUUAACCAGAUGUUUGACUGCUUUAACAGUAGCACAUUGUCCAGCAGCACACCACAAAAGGAUGCCUUCAGAGAGACACAUAUUGAUUUUAUCAAUGAGAGUAUUAACUGUUAAAAUGUUCGCUGGCUGAUGAAAAUUUAUGAAACUGGCCGGGAGACUAAGGCUAAAAUUCCAAACAACGACUGGGAGGAGAUGUGUUAACUUCCAUUUUAUACUUACGAAUAAAAUAGUUAUACUCAACAUAGGCCUAAUAAUUUAACAUCAUAGACACUUAGCUGUCCAUGGAGAUAUGCUAACGUUAACGGCCGACACACAUCACCCACUGUCCAGAAAGAUCCAUGAAUACAACCAUAAUAUUAAAUCCAUUUGAUGACGAAUAUAAAGAUAAUGACGAACUUACUGCUAAGUGGAUAGUUACUUGUCAUAUUUAUGCAAUACAAAAACAUUAAGCCACUUGCCUUUUCAGGAAGAGUCAGCGUUGCGUCUAGAAGUUCCCAAAAAGGAACUUUUUUGUAGAGUUGCCGUUUCCAGUCAUCACGGGUUUUUUUUUUAAUAAAACGUAGAAAUCAACUAUUAAUCCCGUAUCAAAUGAAUACAAUGCGAAAUAAGUGAAUUUGAUGAAAAUGUGGUCGACAGAGAAAACAACACACGGUUUCAUUCCUCACUCAUGUAUGAGUCUGAACAUUGUGUUAUUUACAUGGAACGUCCAUAUCUAACAAAAUCAAAAUGGCGGCGCGGUGACGCCAUAGAGGCAGCUGUUUCCGCUCUCUUCUUCUUUCCUCUCUGGUUCGAUCCCCGGUCGGUUCGCUCCCACUAGCCAGACUAUCGAGCCCACCGCCAUAUAAAGGAGCUAGUUAUCUUUUUGAU